UCAGGAAUUAAAAAACCCGAGUAAUAGAGGGGGAGGUUAGCUGGUCAGCACUUUCAUCGACGAUGUUUCCCAGCAACAACAUCAUCCCAAAUAUAUACUUAUAUCAAAAUCAUAAUCAACUUGAAGAUUUUGGAAACUUUGAAUAUACAUGCUAGUAUUUCUCUGAUCCCACUUUUAUUGUAUUCGGCUCCUUUGUUUCUCUCUGACGGCUGCUUGAUUCAUUGCGCCAUUCGUUCUGCAUAUACACCUGCUUUCUUUUGUAACCCUGACAAAGCAAAUACUGUGUAAUUGCUAACACGCAUUUUGGAUGAGGAAAAGACAGUGAAUGAAGUGUGGUAAUAAUACCAAUCACAUAGGGGAACGACGACUGUUUCAUGGGCAACACAUGCCGCGGAUCUUUCAAAGGGAAUUUGUUUCAGGGCACUCAGCCCGAGGAUCAAUCUACCUCCAAGCGCAAUACAAAUUCCUCUGAUCACUCAAGCUCCGAUCAUUCUCCUUCCGGCCUCACAACUGCCAGCGAUUUCUCCAAAGAUCACUCCAAAAGAGAUAACCAUUUACCUGCCAUUAGCCCCACUAAGAAAGAUACCAUCAUGAGACGGAAUCCUGAUACCCAGGCUUACUAUGUUCUUGGCCAUAAGACAGCCAACAUUCGAGAUCUUUACACAUUAAGUCGUAAACUAGGACAAGGACAGUUUGGUACUACUUACUUGUGCACCGAGAUUGCCACGGGGAUUGAGUUUGCUUGUAAGUCCAUCUCCAAGAGGAAAUUGAUCUCCAGAGAGGAUGUGGAUGAUGUCAGAAGAGAGAUUCAGAUAAUGCACCAUUUGGCGGGUCACAAGAACAUCGUGACAAUUAAAGGUGCAUAUGAAGAUCCCUUGUAUGUGCAUAUUGUGAUGGAGCUUUGUGCUGGGGGUGAAUUGUUUGAUAGGAUUAUCCAGAGGGGUCACUACAGCGAGAGGAAAGCAGCUGAGUUGACAAAGAUCAUUGUUGGAGUCGUUGAGGCUUGUCAUUCCCUUGGGGUUAUGCAUAGGGAUUUGAAGCCAGAGAAUUUCUUAUUGGUUAACAAGGACGAUGAUUUCUCUCUCAAAGCCAUUGAUUUUGGGCUCUCUGUAUUCUUCAAACCAGGUCAAGUUUUCACUGAUGUGGUUGGUAGUCCUUAUUACGUUGCUCCGGAAGUGCUUCUCAAGCAUUAUGGGCGAGAAGCAGAUGUGUGGACAGCCGGAGUGAUUUUGUAUAUAUUGCUUAGUGGUGUACCGCCUUUCUGGGCAGAAACACAACAGGGAAUAUUUGAUGCUGUUUUGAAAGGGCAUAUCGACUUUGAUUCAGACCCAUGGCCCCUUAUAUCUGACAGUGCAAAGGAUCUUAUAAGGAAGAUGCUAUGCUCUCAGCCUUCAGGACGUUUGACUGCUCAUGAAGUGCUAUGUCAUCCUUGGAUUUGUGAAAAUGGAGUUGCUCCUGACAGAGCAAUAGAUCCAGCUGUGCUUUCUCGUCUGAAAACAUUCUCUGCAAUGAACAAAUUAAAGAAGAUGGCUUUGCGGGUAAUAGCGGAAAGCCUUUCUGAGGAAGAGAUUGCUGGAUUGAGAGAAAUGUUUAAGGCGAUGGAUACUGAUAACAGUGGUGCAAUUACAUUCGAUGAACUCAAAGCUGGUUUACGAAGAUAUGGCUCACAAAUGAAUGAUACAGAGAUACGAAACCUUAUGGAUGCGGCUGAUGUGGACAACAGUGGGACCAUAGACUAUGGAGAAUUUAUCGCUGCAACCGUCCAUCUUAACAAACUAGAACGUGAGGAACAUUUAAUGGCAGCAUUUCAAUACUUUGACAAGGAUGGAAGUGGCUAUAUUACAGUUGAUGAGCUUCAGGCGGCAUGUCAGGAGCAUAAUAUGCCCGAUGAACUACUUGAGGAUAUCAUCAGAGAAGUUGAUCAAGAUAAUGAUGGAAGGAUUGAUUAUGGAGAAUUUGUUGCGAUGAUGCAAAAAGGAAAUGCUGGUAUUGGCAGACGAACCAUGCGAAGCAGUCUGAGCAUGACAAUAUAGAUGCACCGGGUGCUCAUUAGCAGCCGAUUAUGGACAUUGUGUACAGGUUGAUAAUAGUACAGCAAAGCCUUCUGAGGAUGCUUAGCACGAUGGCCUCAAGAAGCAGUUUUGGACCUCCUGGAGGUUUUCCACUUGAGCUUUUGCUGAAAUAUGUGUCUGCAUUGUUGUGUGUCUAACAAGGAAAAUACUUGAGAGUUGGUAAAACUUUAUUGUUAAUUGUCAGAGUUAUUCGAGUUUCUAAGUUAAUUUUUCGUUGCUCUAUUUGUAGGUGCCUACUGAUUUUGAAGUUAAAAAAGAGAGAGAGGAUGUUCUGAACUAGAUUAACCCCUUUGAAUUAUUGUAUUGUCUCUUUCACUACAGGUUCUGCCCACAAUGCCAAUAUAUUAAUUUUUGCUUAUGCUAGUGUGAUUUUCAUGUCACGUAUUUAAGCCUUCUAUGGUGAAGUAAGAUGGUCUAAAAUGGCAACCAAUA
This is a messenger RNA of Tripterygium wilfordii, 2504 nucleotides long. RefSeq names its product calcium-dependent protein kinase 26-like. The coding region runs from base 375 to 2033 and encodes 552 amino acids. NCBI's taxonomy places the organism in Eukaryota, Viridiplantae, Streptophyta, Magnoliopsida, Celastrales, Celastraceae. The transcript has 10 exons. Gene Ontology annotation, molecular function: calcium-dependent protein serine/threonine kinase activity; calcium ion binding; ATP binding. Gene Ontology annotation, cellular component: nucleus; cytoplasm. The record is from RefSeq and is a predicted model, not a curated record. Gene Ontology annotation, biological process: peptidyl-serine phosphorylation; protein autophosphorylation; intracellular signal transduction.